AUGCGUCCAUCUUUGAAGAAGCCGAAUCCUGAAGCUGAUUUCAAGGAGACUUCGAAUAUUUUUGGUGCUAAGUGGAAAGGGAUUAGUGUAGAAGAGAAUAAGCCUUAUGAGGAGAAGUAUCAGGCGGAUAAGGAAGCUUAUCUUCAGGUUAUUACAAAGGAGAAGCGAGAGAGGGAAGCCAUGAAGCUUCUUGAUGAUCAGCAGAAGCAGAAAACUGCUAUGGAAUUGCUUGAUCAGUAUCUUCAGUUUGUUCAAGAAGCUGAACAAGACAACAAGAAAAAGGCCAAGAAGAUAAAGGAUCCGUUGAAGCCUAAACAUCCAAUAUUUGCUUACCUGAUCUAUGCUAACGAGGGGAGAGCUGCUUUAAAAGGAGAAAACAAAAGCGUUAUUGAGGUCGCUAAGAUAACCGGAGAAGAGUGGAAGAGUUUAUCGGAAGAACAAAAGGCUCCUUAUGAUCAGGUCUAGUUCAUCCCAGAAAUAGCGAAAACAACUUUCCAUUUUUCUCCAUUAACGAUCCGCUUCUCUCUCCCUCGCUGAGCAACAAAAGAAACAACUAACCAAAAAUUUCAAUCAGGUCCCCCCGAACUGAACUGAACCGAACCGGAAUUAAAACCAAUUUAUCAAAUUUCCUUUAUAUCGCAGGCCUUUUGGCCUAACAUAGCUAACAACGUCGUCUUCUCUCCUUCUCUCAACAAAACUCGUCAAUGGGCUCCUCGGUUACAUUGAACCAUUUAUAAUCUAAUUUGUAGAAUGGUUGAUAAAACCAAGACCAUAAUAAAAAAUCGGUUUUGUGCAAAAAAAUAUUCAAAAAUCACAUAU
This is a messenger RNA of Arabidopsis lyrata subsp. lyrata, 819 nucleotides long. Its product is annotated as high mobility group B protein 13. Bases 1 to 465 code for a protein of 154 amino acids. Gene Ontology annotation, molecular function: DNA binding. The transcript has 4 exons. Lineage: Eukaryota; Viridiplantae; Streptophyta; Magnoliopsida; Brassicales; Brassicaceae. The record is from RefSeq and is a predicted model, not a curated record.